GGGGCGUGGUUUGGAGAAAGGGCGCGCCGAGUGUCGAGAGCGCGCAGAGUGGCCACGGCCUUGGACGCCGUUUCGGUGCCGGGAGGAGCGGGUCUGCUGCGAUCCCGAUCUCAGCAAUGGGUUGUUGUGGGUGCGGUGGCGACGAGGACUCAGUUCGACAAUGGAAACCAUUGAAACAGCGCAGCUGUACAGAUGUCUUCUGGCUGCUGAUAUUCAUAGUGUUUUGUGUUGGCAUGGCAGUCAUUUGUGGCUUUGCAAUAGCUUCUGGAGCUGCACAGAGAUUGGUGUAUGGUUAUGAUAGUUAUGGAAAUAUUUGUGGUAAUAAGAACACAAAAAUCAAAGAUGUUGCAAUGAGUGGUCGUGAUCUUACAGACCAAAAAUAUGUCUUGUUCUUUGAACCAUGCAACUGGGAUAUUCAACAGCUGAAAAUCAUCUCAGUAGCAUUGUGUGUGACUAAGUGUCCAGAUAUGGAUCUUAACUCAUUUAUGGAUGUUCAAAAUUUUGCAAAAAAUAAUGGAUCUCGCCUUUGCUUGUACGAUCUGGAUCCCAGUCAGUAUAUACCAAAAAAUUCAAACUCCUGCCCUCAACUUCCUGUUAAAUCAAGUAAACCUAUGCCAUUCUUCCAUCGUUGUGUCCCAGUGGAUGGUGGCUGCAAAAUCAAUAUUAAGGCUCUGACCACCUUCAUCAGUUACAAUAGUGUGUUGCAGAGAGUGAUUACUGGAGUAAUGACCAGCAAAGAAAUUAUAGUGGGACUUUGCUUAAUGUCUCUAGUAUUGUCGAUGUUGUUAAUGGUAGUAAUCAGAUACAUCUCCAAAGUGCUAGUUUGGAUCCUUGCAAUUCUCACAAUUAUUGGUUCAAUUGGUGGCACAGCUGUCCUUUGGUAUUUGUAUGCUGAUCAUAAAAAAGCACUUCAAAAGGGGCCGAAGCAGAAUGAUGUGGGUGAAGAUAAUGUUAAAGCCUUAUUUGUGUAUGCCAUUGCUGCAACAGUUAUCACAGUUGUUUUACUGCUGUUAAUGCUAAUAAUGAGGAAGCGUGUGGCCCUUACAAUUGCCUUGUUCCAUGUGGCAGGAAAAGUGUUCACUCACAUUCCACUUCUCAUGUUCCAAUCACUCUGGACCUUCAUUGCCUUGGCACUUUUUUGGGUCUAUUGGAUUGCAGUGCUGCUGUUGUUGGCCACAGCAGGCUAUCCUGAGAAAGAAGACAAAGGUUAUGUUGAAUUUAAAGUUUCUGGCCCUCUGCAGUACACUUGGCUUUAUCAUUUAGUUGGCCUCAUUUGGAUCAGUGAGUUCAUACUGGCCUGUCAACAGAUGACUAUAGCUGGAGCUGUAGUAACUUACUAUUUCACAAGAGACAAAAAUGACUUGCCUGCAACUCCAAUCCUAUCUUCCAUGCGUCGACUAAUUAUGUACCACCUGGGAACAGUAGCCAAGGGUUCCUUCAUCAUCACCUUAAUAAAGAUCCCACGAAUGAUCCUUGUGUACAUUCACAGCCAACUCAAAGGCAAGGAAAAUGCCUGUGCAAAGUGCAUGCUGAAAGCAUGUAUGUGCUGCCUGUGGUGUUUGGAAAGGUGCCUGCUCUAUCUCAACAGGAAUGCAUACAUAGCAACAGCCAUAAAUAGUACCAGCUUUUGCACAUCUGCCAAGGAUGCCCUUGUGAUUCUGGUGGAGAAUGCUAUGAGAGUGGCAGCAAUAAACACAGUUGGUGAUUUUGUUCUGUUACUGGGAAAGCUACUUAUAGUGUUAGUCACUGGUUUUAUUGGGAUAGUACUUCUCAACUACCAGCGUGAUUAUACCGUGUGGGUCCUCCCGCUCAUCAUCAUUUGCCUGUUCGCCUUCUUUGUGUCACACUGCUUCUUGUCCAUUUAUGAGAUGGUAGUGGAUGUCCUUUUUCUGUGCUUUGCUGUUGACUGCAAACACAAUGAUGGGAGUCCUGGUCGAGAGUAUUACAUGGACAAAAGUUUGAUGGAAUUUAUGGAUGAGAGUAAGAAAGCAAUGCGAUCUGUCUCUGGUAAUAGAGCUGAAAUGAAGUCAAUGGCCUCUGAAGCUCGUAACGCUUGAUUUCAGGAUAUCUAAGGAGCACAGGCAAUACGUCACUUUUGUACUUUUGUGUGCAUUCCUAUUAACCCUCAAAAGGCAAGGGCAUCUGAUGGUUCUUAACUGUGUUUUGUUUUGAUAAAUUUUGUUUUUUUUUCAACUGGAGUGUUGCCAGUUUGCAUUGACAAGGAACCUAAUCAAAGCAAAACACCUUGGCUUUAGCUAUAUAACUGAAAAUGUCCACUAACAUUUAUGGGGGGAAUUGCAUAACCAUUUACUGUGCAAAUUUGGAAAUUGUGACCAUUUUUUGUAAAUCUAUAUUUUGCUCUGUAGAUAUCAUGCACUCAUUUUGUAUGCAGAACCUGCAGAAUAUUUUAUAUGACAGCAGUGCUGUAGUACUUUUUAAAAUAGCAUAAUGGUAUUUAAAAUCUUUGCUCUUUGUUGCUUGUGCAGUACACUGCAGUCCUGUUGCAAUAUUCCUAAUGAAAUUGCUAUACUAAAAACUCAGGAUAAAACUCUCAGCUUUUUAGUAACUCUUUUUGUCAGGGAAACUGUCAGAACCUUGGGGUUUCCACAGCUACUAAAUGCUGCACAUGGAGAAGUUUUGCAAGUAGAAUGGAAGAUUGUUCAUGAAGUGUAGACUUGAAACAUUACUCUGCUUAAGCAGGGUUCAUUCAACAAGAAGGUGAACACUAUAGAUAAGCAAUCUCUUUUACUUCAACUGAAUUUUCUGACCACAGCUUAAUUUUCACAUUGGAGUUGUCACUUGGUAAAAGCAGUGAGACAGCUGGGGAGAUCUGGUAACUUGGGACAACUGAGUUGGCUGUGCUUGGGGGUGGAGUGGUGAUAUCCAGCAGUUGUUGAAAGCCACAGCCUUUUGAAUAAAAAUGGGAACUUAUAGAGAUAUUUAAGAUUAGGCAGCAGCUGUGGAGAGAGGGGUUAGAAACAUGUUAUUAACAUUAAAUGUUAUGUUUCACCUCAUCUCAAAUAUUUUGCUUUAUUCCUUUUUAGUUUCCCAAAAUAAUGUAGAAAAGUCACAUAGAAGAAAACUAAGUUGAUACACCACCAUAACCCUGCUUUAAAUUAUCAGUACCUUCUGUCCUUAGUUUCUCAAUAGUGCACAAAUGGUAUAAUUCUGCUGAUUAGUCAGUCCAGGGCUCUGGAGUUUAAUGGAUUAGGAGAGAUGGAAUCUGCGUAGCUUGCUCGUGCAGAGACCCUUCCCUGUCUUUGUGUUUAGAGUUUAGUUAUUAUUUUACCACCACCUUAAUAUGUUUAAUCUUUUAAACCUUUAGCCACGAUGGCUGAUGGAAAAUCCAUGAGGUCAUGUGCACCAGAAGCAUUUCUAUUCUCUGUUCGGUCCAGUCCUCCUCUCUGACCCUCUUAAUUUACCCCUCCAGCUAGACUUCCUGUUUUGUCUUCAAGGAAUCAAUCGUUAGUCCCUCCAGUGCUUUGUCUGUUUUUACUUAUUCUUGUAUCAAGCAUCUUAGAGUUGUGGUCAAAUAAUGUGGCACAGUGGAGUUAUCAGCUUAGUGAAAUUAAGGAUGGCUUUAUUAAAUCAGUAACUUUGGCCCUACUGGAAUUGUACUGUAAUAUAAUCAUUAGAAAACCAAUAACUGCAGUUAAUAUGAAGGGUGAUCAUGUAAAUGUUUUAUUAAAUAUGAGUAUUGAUAGCAUAUUUCCUUUUUAUAGAGAAAAGCAAAACUAGAGGCCAUUAUCAUAAGAUAGAAAUCUGAAAGGGAAUCCAAAAGAGGCCUCAAGCAUGUGAGAAUGUAGACUCAUUCCCGUUGGGUGUGAUUAAGGUGUAUAACUCAUACAUUUAUGGGGAAGCUGGUCAGGCAUAAGAGGAGAAAAGGGACUAGGGACCACACUGGAAAAAUAGGAAGAGGCUUGAGUGAAGUUUUAAUUUUUGGGCCUCAUCUCCUACUUCCAUAUUAUAUAUCCUAUGUCAUAAAUUGUAUUCCGGACAGUAUGAAACUUGAAUUGAUUUUUAUUAAUUUGUUUGACGUUCUAGAAUUGUGCUGUAAAGAUUUUUUUAAAGUAAAGCGUGUAACAACUGCUACAGUUUAUGAAUGCAUUUCUAAUGUGAUUUGAUAAUAUCUGAACUAAUGUCACACUCCAGUCUUGAUUUCCAGUUGUAUUGCUGGGCUUUGGUGUCACUUGUUGCCGGAGUAAACCAUUGAUUGUUGCAGCACUUCUGAAGCAAAAGCUCAACAGUUCAGAAUAAUGCAUUAAAACUAAAUUAUUUAUCUGUAGUAUUCAUCUAUCUUUUGUGAAAUCAGGUGUACAGUCAGUUCCUAAUUAGUGUACCCAUGAAUACAAUUGGGAUUUAUUUCACUGGUGAUAGGAAUUUUUAGAUUAAAAGAAUCUUUAAGAUGACAUUAUAAGGGACCAAACUAAAUUCAUUUUCAGGCAAAUUUAUAAAGUUUUUUUUAACAUGUUGACUUUUCAUGUUUCAUAUGACUGUCUUGUGUCAAAUAAUGAUAUCUGUGGAAGGUAGAAAUCUGGGUGCUUCGUGAGCACUUGGAUCCAGUGAAAUAUAUUUGCAUUCAGUACGCUGUCUGGUCUGUUUUCAUUGGCUCCUCCCGUUGUAAAUGAUACGAGCUUGAAAUGUAAUAUUCCAAGUCAGUUGUUUUUAAAACAUCUGGAAUAUGCUAUUGACCAAAUCGUUGGAGAUUGCUCAGGGUGAAUGUUUUCUUCAAUGUGCCAUUGGCAAAUUUUACAGAGAAUUUAGUGUAACAGAUUAUUUUUGUGUUUGCUCUCAAGUUGUCACCUGUCAUUAGCAAUGUGCCACACUGACUUUUUUUAAUAUUAUGUAGUUUAAAUUCCUGAUGUAUCAUUUUUUUAAUAUUUGUAUAUUAAAAU
This is a messenger RNA of Mobula hypostoma (lesser devil ray), 4895 nucleotides long. Its product is annotated as choline transporter-like protein 1. Lineage: Eukaryota; Metazoa; Chordata; Chondrichthyes; Myliobatiformes; Myliobatidae. Gene Ontology annotation, molecular function: transmembrane transporter activity. The transcript has 16 exons. Gene Ontology annotation, biological process: transmembrane transport. The coding region runs from base 117 to 2057 and encodes 646 amino acids. The record is from RefSeq and is a predicted model, not a curated record.